This is a messenger RNA of Hevea brasiliensis (rubber tree), 958 nucleotides long. Its product is annotated as reactive Intermediate Deaminase A, chloroplastic. Gene Ontology annotation, molecular function: deaminase activity. Gene Ontology annotation, cellular component: cytosol. NCBI's taxonomy places the organism in Eukaryota, Viridiplantae, Streptophyta, Magnoliopsida, Malpighiales, Euphorbiaceae. The transcript is spliced from 6 exons. Bases 86 to 655 code for a protein of 189 amino acids. The record is from RefSeq and is a predicted model, not a curated record.
UGCGAUUUCUCCAUAUCAGCAGUAUCACACUAUCCCGCUCAACUGCAACCUCUGAUAAGAAAUCAGAAGAAUCGAGAGAGAAACAAUGGCGUGGUAUGCUUUGAAACCCUUCCAUGUCCCUAUGAUGAAGGCUGGCGCACUUCGUCCUCGGUCUCCGUUGGCCAUCGGCGGCUUCGGAUGGGCUUCAGUCGUCGGCACAAGCCUCUGGAACUCUUCUUCCAACCGAUCUUUUGCUCCGCCCCUCGCUUCAUUAAGCACUGCCACCACUUGUUCUAAAAAGGAGGCUGUUAAGACAGACAAGGCUCCAGCAGCAUUGGGACCAUAUUCUCAAGCAAUCAAAGUCAACAACCUUAUAUUUGUUUCUGGUGUUCUAGGUCUUAUUCCGGAGACUGGGAAGUUCAUCUCAGAUAGUGUUGAGGAUCAGACGGAACAGGUGCUCAAAAAUAUGGGUGAAAUACUAAAAGCUAGUGGUGCUGACCAUUCAUUCGUUGUAAAGACAACAAUCAUGUUGGCUGACCUGAAAGAUUUCAAAAAAGUGAAUGAGAUCUAUGCAAAAUACUUUCCUGCUCCAUUUCCUGCUCGUUCAACAUAUCAGGUAGCAGCAUUGCCAUUGGAUGCAAAGAUUGAAAUUGAGUGCAUUGCUGAACUUCCCUGAAAACUUGAACUCGGGCCUCAUCAUUUAGGGACUUGGCCAACUUCAGAAAGUGCGAAAGUUAACAAGGUGGGAUGGGGGUGAACUGACCAUGAUAAUUGUGGUCUGCUUUUGUCUUGCUUUUCUCAAAUGUUGCUUUGUCUGGUGCGACACUAAUAGUGGACAUCAUUUAGAGCAAGGGAUAAGCCCCAAUACAAUUGGGGAAUUGGGAAUGGACAAAAUUUGAGGAUGCUAAAAUUUUUAUUAAAAUUUUGUUGUAGUGGUGUUAUCAGCCUAUGCUAAUAGACUUUCUUAGUGCAAUUUGAA